AUGAAUUCCAUUGAGUUUCCCUUACUUGAUCAAACAACCAAAAAUUCAGUUAUUUCAACUACAUUAAAUGAUUUUUCAAAUUGGUCAAGAUUAUCCAGUUUAUGGCCGCUUCUUUAUGGUACUAGUUGUUGCUUCAUUGAAUUUGCUUCAUUAAUAGGAUCACGAUUUGAUUUUGAUCGUUAUGGACUAGUACCACGAUCGAGUCCUAGGCAGGCAGACCUCAUUUUAACAGCGGGCACUGUAACUAUGAAAAUGGCCCCUUCUUUAGUUCGAUUAUAUGAACAAAUGCCCGAACCUAAAUAUGUUAUUGCUAUGGGAGCCUGUACAAUUACGGGGGGGAUGUUUAGUACCGAUUCUUAUAGUACUGUUCGAGGCGUAGAUAAGCUAAUUCCUGUAGAUGUAUAUUUGCCGGGCUGUCCACCUAAACCGGAGGCCAUUAUAGAUGCUAUAACAAAACUUCGUAAGAAAAUAUCUCGAGAAAUAUAUGAAGAUCCAAUGAGUUUUCAACGAGAGAAUAGAUGUUUUACCACCAACCAUAAGUUUCAUGUUGGAUACAGUACUUAUACUGGCAAUUAUGGUCAAGAAUUUUUCUAUCAACCGCCAUCUACUUCAGAGAUAUCGUCUGACACAUUUUUUUAA
Messenger RNA from Vigna angularis (adzuki bean), 639 nucleotides. Lineage: Eukaryota; Viridiplantae; Streptophyta; Magnoliopsida; Fabales; Fabaceae. The record is from the annotation of a RefSeq genome assembly.